Octodon degus (degu) is the source of this 3495-nucleotide messenger RNA. RefSeq names its product V-set and immunoglobulin domain containing 10 like (gene Vsig10l). The coding region runs from base 1 to 2622 and encodes 873 amino acids. Lineage: Eukaryota; Metazoa; Chordata; Mammalia; Rodentia; Octodontidae. The transcript has 10 exons. The record is from RefSeq and is a predicted model, not a curated record.
AUGGACACGUUGUGGGCUCUGCCGCUCUUCUUGCUCCUGGGUGUCCUGGCCACUCCUGGACUUCAGCAAACCACUUUCACCUCUGCCUCCUCCUCGGGCUCCAUCAGCUCCUCUUCUCUGGGCCAGACUUCAAAAGUUUCCCCCACUAAUCCCCCCAGCCAUCAGUCUCCAGGGCCACCAGCCUCAGCUGAAAUCCCUGAUUCUGACUGGUUUCCUGAGGCCCUGAUUUCGAGGGAUGUGCCUGGGUCACUCUGGUCAAACUUUUCUGCUGACCGCCUGCAUCUGAACUCAGAUCCCACCUUCUCUGACAUUCCUGGUUCUGAAGCAUUUUCUGACAUCUUGGGUCCUCAAGUUCCUGCGAAGAACCCUGCAUCUGCCUCCUCAGUUAAAACCCCAGCUUCGAACACUUCUGCUCAAAUCCUGGAUACCAAUGUAUCUGCUGAGGACCCUGGGUCAAAGCUCCCCUCUAAAGAUCCUGAUCCUAAAUACCCUUCGGAGAAUCCUAAAGUUUCCUUGGAGACCCACCCAGCUGCAAGCUUCCCCCAUCAGGUUGGGGGUCCCCUGGCUGUACUGGUGGGGACCACCAUACGGCUGCCCCUGGAUCCCGUCCCUGGCCCGGGUCCCCCUGUCCCUCUGGUGGUCUGGCGCCGGGGCUCCAAGGUGCUGGCAGCUGGUGGCCUGGGGCCAGGGGCUCCCCUCAUUAGCCUGGACCCUGCUCACCGUGACCGCCUGCACUUCAACCAGGCCCGAGGGGGUCUGGAACUUGCCUUUGCCCAGCUGGAUGAUGCUGGGGUCUACACUGUUGAGGUAAUCCGGGGUGGUGUCUCUCGGCAAACUCAGGAGUUCAUGGUGGGCGUUUACGAGCCGCUACCCCAGCUGUCGGUGCAGCCCCAUGCCCCCCAGACAGAGGAGGGUGCGGCCGAGCUCCAGCUGCGCUGCUUAGGGUGGAGGCCCGGCAGCGGUGAGCUGAGCUGGAGCCGGGAAGGACGCGCCCUGGAAGCUGUGGACGCCGAGGGAGCAGGGUCGUCCCGGAUCCGCGCUGAGGGUGACCAGCUGCGCCUGGUGCGUCCCGCGCGCAGCGACCACGCCCGGUACACGUGCCACGUGCGCAGCCCCUUCGGCCACGCGGAGGCCUCCGCUGAUGUCAGCGUCUUCUACGGCCCCGACCCUCCCGUCAUUACGGUGGCUUCGGAUCGCGAUGCCACCCCUGCGCAAUUUGUCACCGCGGGCAGCAAUGUGACCUUGCGCUGUACCGCCGCCUCGCGGCCGCCCGCUGACAUCGCAUGGAGCCUGGCGGACCCCGCCGAGGCCGCAGUACCCGCGGGACCGCGCCUUCUGCUGCCUGCCGUGGGCCCCGGCCACGCCGGCGCGUACGCCUGCCUCGCUGCGAACCCGCGCACCGGCCGCCGCCGCCGCUCCGUAGUCAACCUCACGGUGGCUGAUCUGCCCCCAGGCUCCCCAGAGUGCUCGGUCGAAGACAGCCUCGUGGACCGCAGCCUCCGCUUCCGCUGCUCGUGGCCGGGCGGGGUUCCCGCCGCCUUACUGCAGUUCCAGGGUCUCCCCAAAGGCGUCCGCGCUGGCCCGGCGCCCUCGGUGCUGCAGGCGACCGUCCCCGCCCACCCCCGGCUCAGCGGCUUGUCCGUCACCUGCCUCGCUCGCCAUCUAGUGGCCACGCGCACCUGCACUGUCACCUUGGAGGCCCCCCAGGAGGUGCUGCUACAUCUGCUGGUGGAAGAGACCCGGUCGGGGGAGGCAGAGGUGGUCCUGCAGGCCUCUGGGUGCCCGGCACCCUCUCGAGCUGCAUGGGCUAGGGAAGGCAGGCCCCUGGCUCCAGGAGGUGGGGGUCGCCUGCGGCUCAGCCGGGAUGGACGCAGACUCCUCAUCGGCAACUUCAGUCUGGACUGGGACCUGGGAAAUUACUCCGUGCUGUGCAGUGGGGUGCUGGGUGCCGGGGGUGACCAGAUCACCCUCAUUGGCCCUUCCAUCUCCUCGUGGAAGCUGCAGAGAGCCCGAGAUGCAGCAGUGCUGACUUGGGAUGUGGAGCGCGGCGCCCUGAUCAGUGGCUUUGAGAUCCAGGCGCGGUCAGAGGGGGCCGGCCGCAGCACAGCCACGGCUUACAGGGAUUGGAUCACUCUGCUUGUCCUGGGACCUCGGGAGCGGUCAGCUGUGGUGUCGCUCCCUCCUCGGAGCCCCAGGACCUGGGUUUUGCGCAUCCUGCCCAUUCUGGGGACACAACCAGGGACUCCAUCUCAAAGCCGACUCUACCAGGGAGGUCCCAUCCUGGGCCCCGGGGCCAUCGCAGGCAUUGUCCUGGGCUCUCUGUUAGGCUUGGCCCUGCUGGUCACAUUCAUUCUCCUGUGCAUCUGCUGCCUGCUGCGCUUUAGAGGAAAGUCUAAUUUGAAAAAGAAGUAUCCUCCAACCUUGGAGCCUGUGGUUGCCACACCAGAAAAGAAGACACCGGGUGUGACCCCAAUGCAGACCCCACAGCUGCUGCCCUUCAAACUUCCACUGGAAGACCCCAGCUCAGCCAAGGCCCAGCUAGCCACUGGGCCCAAGACGCGCUGGGUAGUUGUCUCUCCUACUGGGGGCCCCAGAACUGUCCGGACAGCCACGCAGGUAUGAUCCACGCCAAGAUCCCACUCUACGCUGGGAAUGUGGAGUCAAGACUUCUUGUUUUGCCCUGGCAGCAGGUGGGGCCUGCUGUGACUGGGAGUUGGCCACCAAAAGUGAGACUGCUGUCUUCCUCUCGUUGGAGAAGAUUCAACCUGUGUUGGUACAGUUAAGCAGUGUGGGCUGCACAACCUCUGUGUCCGCACAAUCUGCUGUGGCAGACAGACUUGUGUGCUGUGCUGCUCUGGCUCGAGGGGAGAUCCCGCCGGUCCCUGGCCUCACUUUGCUCCACCCCCUUCUGGCUGGGCUCUCAGAGACUGCAUCAUAAAGCAGGUUAGAUCCCACCCUCGGCUCUCUCGAGGCCUCUAGGGCUGCCACCCGCCCUUUGUGUUACCCACACCCUGUUCUUGACCUGCAGGGCCUCGUGGUUUGGCCUCUACCAGCUGCCCUGACCUCUCUUUCCAGGACUGCCCCCUCCUCACCAAUAUAGGCUUAUUCUUAGCCCUGCCGAGUCCCCAGGGCUUGACCUGGAUGCUUCUCCUGUCACUUAGCAAGUUCAAGGCAGCUCUGCCCACCCCGGGAUGGAUACCUUUUUCUUUACUUUGGUCACGGGUGGAGUCCCAGCGCUCCUGAACUUCCCCUCCCGGUCUGCGGAUACUAAUUCCUUGAGUAGCUCAGAUCUGCUCCAUCAACAGAUCUACAAAGACACAAACCACAAUCUUAUCUCAGCACUUAACACAGGGCCUGGCACACAGCAGUCAAUCGAUACCCAUUUGCCAACUGAUCAAGCAUUUUUGAUGCCAAUCAAGAGUGAGGCUGCCUACACUGUCCCCAGCCCGAUGCCUGCCUGCUUCCACUGGGUUGCACACUGAGAAUUUAAGGGGG